AUGGGCAUGGCAGCGGCGUCGGGGGGCAGCUCCCUGCCCAGCGGCAUCUCGGUCUUCACCACCUUCCCAGACCUGCUCUUCAUCUUCGAGUUUGUCUUCGGGGGCCUGGUGUGGAUCCUGAUAGCCUCGUCGCUGGUGCCCCUGCCACUGGUCCAGGGAUGGGUGAUGUUCGUGUCUGUGUUCUGCUUCGUGGCCACCACUACCCUGCUCGUCCUGUACAUAAUUGGCGCCCACGGCGGGGAGGCUUCCUGGGUCACCCUGGAUGCGGCCUACCACUGCACCGCCGCCCUGUUUUACCUCAGCGCCUCGGUCCUGGAGGCUCUGGCCACCAUCCAGAUGUACGAGGGCUUCACCUACCGGCAAUACCACGAGAACAUCUCCGCCGUGGUGUUUUCAUAUGUAGCCACUCUGCUGUACGUGGCCCACGCCGUGUUUUCUUUAAUCCGAUGGAAGUCUUCAUAAAGCAGAAGAACUUUAGCCGCACACCCAAACGGUGAUAACUGAUCAGCCCUCCUUCCAGCAUAACUUUCUAGAAUGCAGGCAUGCUCUCUGGUGGAAAAAAGAAAACAAACCAAAACAAGCAACACUCUGUUUCCUGCGGGUGUUAUGUUUACUGUCCCAUAGACCUUCAUGUCAGGGUUGCGGGCCAGCUACCUUUAACAUGCAAUGAGGGCUGUCUUUCUGGGGUCAUUUCCUGUUUUUUGCAAGGG
This is a messenger RNA of Miniopterus natalensis, 710 nucleotides long. RefSeq names its product mal, T cell differentiation protein (MAL blood group) (gene MAL). Lineage: Eukaryota; Metazoa; Chordata; Mammalia; Chiroptera; Miniopteridae. Gene Ontology annotation, cellular component: membrane. Gene Ontology annotation, biological process: myelination. Gene Ontology annotation, molecular function: structural constituent of myelin sheath. The record is from RefSeq and is a predicted model, not a curated record.